Conger conger (European conger) is the source of this 2592-nucleotide messenger RNA. It is a transcript of the gene ak5, whose product is annotated as adenylate kinase 5. Gene Ontology annotation, cellular component: cytoplasm; cytosol. The coding region runs from base 302 to 1987 and encodes 561 amino acids. Gene Ontology annotation, biological process: nucleoside triphosphate biosynthetic process. Lineage: Eukaryota; Metazoa; Chordata; Actinopteri; Anguilliformes; Congridae. The record is from RefSeq and is a predicted model, not a curated record. Gene Ontology annotation, molecular function: ATP binding; nucleoside diphosphate kinase activity. The transcript is spliced from 14 exons.
CUUAAAUCUCUUGAGUUCGCUAUCGUAGCGUAGCCUACGUGUGCUCCAGUCUUGUUUGGAGUGUGCACAGACGCGCUACUUAGAAAUCGGCAUGUUCGAGCGCAGCCAGUAAGCGACACAAGGAGAUAGGCUUGUCUUUUGGUAUCCGCUUUCUGCCCGCAGGGAAAAUGCUCUGAGGUUCGAACCAGCAGCGCGCGAGUUUAGGGGAUCCAACAGUUCAACCUUCAGCGAAAUUGUGCAUGAAACAACAGCACAUAACUGAAUACAGGAAUACAUAGCUAUUUCUUCACUUGCAAGAGGCAUGAAUACCAGCGAUGCCAAGGAGUAUCUCGCACGGAGAGAGAUACCUCAGCUCUUUGAGAGCUUGUUAACAGGUUUGAUGUAUUAUCGGCCGGAAGACCCAGUGGAGUAUCUGGAGACCUGUCUGAAAAAGGUGAAGGAGCUGGGGGGGACAGAUAAAGUCAGGUGGGACACCUUUGUGGGCCAGGACAAGAAGUCCCUGCCCCCCCUCAAUGGAGGCCAAUCACGAAGGUCCUUCUUCAGAAACGUGUUGCCAGAGAGUCCCAACUUUCCUUACCGGAGGUACGAUCGUUUGCCGCCCAUCCACCAGUUCUCCAUCGAGAGCGAUUCCGACCUAUCGGAGACUGCCGAGCUCAUCGAGGAAUACGAGGUUUUUGAUUCGUCCAGACCGCGGCCCAAAGUCAUCCUCAUCAUUGGUGGGCCAGGCAGUGGCAAGGGCACCCAGAGCUUGAAGCUCGCAGAGAGAUACGGUUUCGAGUACGUGUCGGUGGGGGAGCUCCUGAGGAAGAAGAUGAUCCACAACGCCACCAGCAACAGGAAGUGGAGCCUGAUUGCCAAGAUCAUCACCAAUGGGGAGCUGGCUCCACAGGAAACCACUAUAACUGAGAUAAAACAGAAAAUCAUGAAAAUCCCAGAUGCCAGUGGUAUUGUCAUUGAUGGAUUUCCUCGUGAUGUCGGGCAAGCUCUGUCAUUUGAGGAUCAGAUCUGCACUCCAGACCUGGUGGUGUUUUUAGCCUGCACCAACCACCGCCUGAAGGAACGUCUGGAGAGGCGCGCAGAGCAGCAGGGUCGCCCCGACGACAACCCCAAGGCCACCGAGCGCCGCCUGACCAACUUCAAACAGAACGCCGUCCCCCUGGUCCAGUACUUCCAGGAGAAGGGCCUCAUCGUCACGCUCGACGCAGACAGAAACGAAGAGGAAGUCUUUGAUGAUAUCAGCGUAACCGUUGACAACAAGCUCUUUCCAACCAAAGAACCAAUAGCCGGCCCCAGUGAGCUCGACCUCAGUCUGCUCGUGGAAACGUCCAGCCUGGCAGAUAUGUCGUCUGAGUUUGAAGAGCAGGCUUACGAUGAGCUGGCUGGAUAUGCAGUGGCGAAUGUGACAGGGUUUCUAGACGAGACGAAGAAACAGAAGAUCAUCUUUGUUAUCGGAGGUCCGGGAGCAGGGAAAGGGCUCCAGUGUGAGAGGAUGGAGGAGCGAUACGGGUUCCGCACCCUGUCCCCGGCAGACCUCCUGCACAGCGAAAUACAGGCCGACACCGAGCGGGGCCGCUUCCUGCGAGACGUCCUGGAGAGAGGAGAGCAGCUGCCUGUGGAUUUGAUGCUGGAACUGCUGGGUGAAGCCAUGGCCGCCCCCUUCCACGGAAAGGGAUUCCUGAUCGACGGCUUUCCCCGAGACGUCCGACAAGCUGAGGAGUUCGAGGCCAAGAUCGGCGAGCCCAGCCUGGCCCUCCUUCUAGAGUGUUCCACGGACGUGCUGUCCAGGCGUCUGCUGAGGCGCGCCGGGUCGAGCCUCAGAGCCGAGGGGAGCAGAGACACCGUCUGUAAGCGGGUGGAGGCCUUCUGCGGCACGUGCGAGCAGAUCAGCGCCCGCUACGAGCACAGGAGGCUCCUACACAGGAUCGAUGCAGAAAGGCCACCGGACGAAGUGUUCCAUCUGAUCUGCCAGAUCCUGGACUCCUGCUAAAGCCCCACCCAGGACCCUCAGUGCUGCCACCCAGUGGUCAGGAUGUCUGAUUGAUGUGUAUGGACCCUGAAAGCCCCUGAAGACCCCCCCCCCCCCCCCCUCCCCCCUCCCCGAGCAAACCCACUGCCACAGUCCUCCUCAGCCUCACCUCUGAAAGGAAUCCGGACAACGCGCUGGCAAAUCUAAGCUCGGCUGGGUCAAGGACCGAACCGCAGGAAAGCCACUCACGAAUGACGACGGAUCGGAUCGUGCCACUGCGGUGAAAAAAGCCCUCAUGCCCAUCCAAUGAUUGUUGUCCUGCGCCCCCCUCCCCCAAAAAACCACCGCCUGCUGUUCGGGCGAUCCCCCCCUGCUUUAACACGACGGAGCUCAGACGCCCGGCAUUUAAACAGCCUGCCACUCCGCCGGCUCGCAACCAUAGGCAACAACAUUGUUAUUGAUCAUGUCUGUGCUUUGUGCUUCUCAUGCAUGACUGACUGUUUAACAAAUAUUAAGUGAGACUUUGCUGCUGGCUGUUUGUCCGGAGGGAUCUCAUUUUUCACACUUUGUAAAACAGUAUUACCGCAAGUACCAUUUGGACUCAAUAAAAGCUGUUACAAAUUUUA